AUGGAGGAUUUGAAAUCUGCUGCAUUGACGGAGGAUUGGAGGAACUUCUUAUGGAAUACAAAAGGAGAUAUAUUUGAGAUCAUCAAAAGAGCGAUCAUGGUGGCUGCCUCUGAUCACCCAACGGAGUCCCGCACUAGAAGACACGAGAUUGUUCGGACUCUCUUCUCCGGUGAGUUUAUGAUGUGCACUGGUUGUGAUAAUCGUAAGAAACAUAGCCCCAAGAUGAGUAAUCAGACGGAAGAAACAAAAAUAAUUGGCGAUGAUUUGAGGAUGAAGGAUAUUCUUGAUAAGAGCGCAAAUGAAUCGGAAUCCCUAUUGGUUGUGCCAGUGCCACCCACGGAACAACUCGUACCCACCUGCAAACAGCAAAGGCCGACGAUACUCAAGUUGAAUACAGAAACGCAGUUCCCAAUUCCAAAGGGUCCAGUAACUCCUGAAAAUAAAGAUAUCGGUCUUGGAACUAGGGAUUACAGUCAAGACGUUGUUGAGAUCUUGAGGAUGAAGCUGAAGAUACUUGACAAGAGUGGAGAUCAAUCUGAAUCAGAAUCUGUGUGUGACUUGGUAACGAAGCUUGACUCAAUGAAGUUAUCUGUGAAUAGUACUCUGGAGGCGACUGAGAUAGGAAAAUCCUUCAACCCUCUUAAAAAGCAUGCAUCGAAGAAUGUUGACCAGAUUGCAAGGACACUCAUCAAAGCGUGGAAAAAUACAGUUGAUGAAUGGACCGAGAACCAGUCAAGCGUUGACUGCGUUGUGGAACCAACAUCCCAGCAAGUAAUGCCAACGAAUCUGCAUAUUCAUAUGGAGAGGAAGUUGGAAGUUUCUCAAAAAGCUUCAAAGAUCGGAGAUGGUGGAGUGACGGAUUCAAUGGAAAAAGUAAGAAAGAGAAAGCUGCAAGAAGAGUUUCAGAAAGUAGAGAACAUGAAGAAGAAGCGAAGAAUACAAGUGAUGAGCUGCAUGGAAUCACAAAGCAUGGCCUUCUUCCCCAUAUGA
Molecule: messenger RNA, 990 nt
Organism: Lactuca virosa
Lineage: Eukaryota; Viridiplantae; Streptophyta; Magnoliopsida; Asterales; Asteraceae
Source: the annotation of a GenBank genome assembly